GGGAGAUGCCGCCUGCAAUGUGCGCGCUCCUGAUAACGCCGGAGACGGAGCCAGCAGAUAGAGCCAGCGCCUGGAGAGAGGGGGGACGAGACCCGCUCUCCGCCCCCCGCUAGCCCUCCUCCCCCCCGGCAGGCUGACAAAGGCAGCAGGGAGGGGUGGGGUGGGGGGGGUAGCAGGAGCCCUCCUCCGUCCAGCGAGCCAGCCCCCCCCCCUCGCAGGAGCCCCUGGCUGCAGCUGUUCCCAGCCCCCCCGGCGCUGUUCCCCUGGCGGGGGAAGGGGUGGGGGGUGCUGGAGAAGAAGGUGCCGGGGGUUGCAUGCACACAGCUGGUGGGGAGCUGCAUUGCACGGGGGAGGGGGGAUCUGUGUGUCCCCCCCCCCGCCUGCCUGGUGUGUGUCUCUGCGCCCCGGCUCCCGAGCUGGAUGCGUGGCCAGGAUGCCAGGCGGGUGCGAGGCAGGGACAGGUGUGAGGGGGAGAAGGAGGAGCGCCGCCCCUUAAAGGAAAGAGCCGCUCGGAGUUGCCCGCUGCAGACAGCCCCAGCCUGGCUCCCGGGGAGCUGCCGGCACGGUGUGAAGGACGCCCGUCCCUCCCGGAGACCAUGACGCCGCCCUGUGCUCUGCUCAUCCUGCUGCUGCUGGAGGGGGCGGCUGAGGCCAUGUUCCCGGAAGAGCCCGGACCCAUUAGCCUGGCCCCCGGAGACUAUGUGAAGCACUACUCGGUGUUUGUGGGCAGCGGGCUGAGCCGUUUCUCCAGCCUGGAUGGCGGCGGGGCGGAGCGACUCCACAUCCAGCGCAUGUUGAAGGUCAACAGGACUCUGUACAUUGGCGACAGGGAUAACUUGUACCGGGUGAGCCUGGAGCCUGCCACAGCCAGCGAGAUGCGCUACCAGCGGAAAUUGACUUGGGGGUCGAACCCACACGACAUCAGCAUCUGCCGGAUGAAGGGGAAGCACGAGGCCGAGUGCCGGAACUUCGUCAAGGUGCUGCUGGUGCGGAACAAGAGCACGCUCUUCGUCUGCGGGACCAACGCCUUCAACCCCGUCUGCGCCAACUACAGCAUGGACACCCUGGAGCCCAUUGGAGACAGCAUCAGCGGCAUGGCCCGGUGCCCCUACGACCCCAAACAUGCCAAUGUCGCCCUCUUCACGGACGGGAUGCUGUUCACGGCCACGGUGACGGAUUUCUUGGCAAUCGACACAGUGAUCUACCGGAGCCUGGGGGACAGCCCCACUCUGCGCACCGUCAAGCAUGACUCCAAAUGGUUCAAAGAGCCCUACUUUGUCCACGCGGUGGAAUGGAAGAGCCACGUCUAUUUCUUCUUCCGGGAGAUCGCCAUGGAGUUUAACUACCUGGAGAAGGUGGUGGUGUCCCGGGUGGCCCGGGUGUGUAAGAACGACAUGGGCGGGUCGCAGCGCGUGCUGGAGAAGCAGUGGACGUCCUUCCUCAAGGCCCGGCUGAACUGCUCCGUGCCAGGGGACUCGCACUUCUACUUCAACGUCAUCCAGUCGGUGACGGACAUCCUGUACCUGGACGGGCGGCCCGUGGUGCUGGCAGUCUUCUCCACGCCCUCCAACAGUAUCCCCGGCUCAGCGGUCUGCGCCUUCGACAUGGCACAGGUGGCAUCUGUCUUUGAGGGGCGCUUCCGGGAGCAGAAAUCCCCCGAGUCCAUCUGGACUCCCGUGCCAGAAGAGAUGGUGCCGAAGCCGCGGCCCGGGCGCUGCGCAGCCCCCGGCAUGCGCUAUAACUCCUCCAGCUCCUUCCCAGACGAGCUCCUCAACUUCGUGAAGACACAUCCCCUGAUGGACGAGUCGGUGCCUUCCCUGGGCCACACCCCGUGGAUCAUCCGCAGCAUGACUCGGUAUCAGCUCCGUAAAAUUGUGGUGGACACUGCGGCAGGGCCCUGGGGCAAUUGCACCGUGGUCUUCCUGGGCUCCAACACUGGCACCAUCCUCAAGUUCCUGAUCAAGCCCAACAUCAGUGCCAGCCGCUCAGCCGUCAGCGCUGGGAGCCAGAGCCUGCUCCUGGAGGAGUUCGAGACCUAUCACCCCGGCAGGUGCGGCCGAGACAACGAGGAUGAAAGGAAGCUCUUGGGCAUGGAGCUGGACAAAGCCACGGGGUCCUUACUACUGGCCUUCCCCCCAUGCGUGGUGAGGGUGCCCACUGCCCGAUGCCAGCAGCACUCGGGCUGCAUGAAGAACUGCCUCGGGAGCCGGGAUCCCUACUGCGGCUGGACCCCCGAGGGCUCCUGCAUCUUCCUGGAAACCAACACCAGGGCUGCGUUCGAACAGGACAUCGCCGGAGGCAGCACCUCGCACCUCGGGGAGUGUGAAGGGCUGGUGACGGAGAGCUUCGUGGAGGAGCCAGAUGGGUUGGUCUCCGUGAAUCUGCUGGUGAUCUCCUCCGUGGCUGCCUUUGUCAUCGGGGCGGUGAUCUCCGGCUUCAGCGUGUGCUGGUUCAUCGGGCACCGGGACCGCAAGGAGCUGGCGCGCCGCAAGGACAAAGAGAACAUCCUGUCGCACAGCGAGUCGGUGGUGAGCGUCAGCCGGCUGGGCGAGCGCCGCGCCCGCGGGGGCCAGCCCGAGAACCUCCUGGCCCCACUGAUGCAGAACGGCUGGCCCAAGGGGCUCAUCAAGGUCAGCCAGCACGACCUGGACUCGGGGGUGCUGCCCACCCCCGAGCAGACCCCCCUGCAGCAGAAGCGCUGCCCCGGCAACCUCAAGAACUGCAGCUGGGAGCAGAGCCACAAUCUCAUCAACGCCUCCAUCCGCGAGCCGCCCUGCACCGGCUCCUCCGUCAUCCUCCUGCACUCCAGCCACGCCCAGGUGCCCCACCACCUCCGGGCCGGGCGCGUCAUCCCCAUCUGCCACUCCAUGCUCAUGGACCAAGAGCUGGAGGACGAGGCGAGCAACUCCUCCAUGGACAUGCACUACCUGCCGGUGAGCGGGGGCCGGGAGCACGGCGAGGGGCCAAGGGCCCAGCAGCAGCCGCCCCCCUCCCACCGGCCCGGCUUGGGCAGGAGCUCGUGCGGCGAGUUCCCCGUCACGCCGCACGACAGCCCGGACCGGCGCCGGGUGGUGUCGGCGCCGAGCGGGGAGGUCGGGGACUACACCGACGGCUGCCACUGGAACCCCGACAAGCUGAACUUCAACAGCAACAACGCGGCCAGCAAGGCGGUCGCCCACCUCAAGAGGAACCACACGUUCAACAGCGCAGAGAACCCCGGGGUGUACAGCCGGCAGGCCGGGCCCCCGCGGGCCCCCACACUGGGCAGCCAGCACACCCUCACGGACCUCAGCCACCUCCUCAAGUACAGCAUCGAGCGGACUCCCUCCGUCAAAUAGGAGCCGGCCGGGGAGAGGGUGUGGUUUGGUUUUAUAGCCUCCUCUUGGGGGCGGGGUUUCAGUGGAGGGGGCGGAGCAUAGGGAGCCUCACUCCCAUCCGGGGAGACACGCCCGAGACCAAGGUGUCUCCAGCAAAUGACUGUAGGGGGCGCCGGAGAGGAGCCGGUUGUGGGGCCGGGGCGGGGUCUUCCCGUUUGCUCUGGCAGCUGGUGCUUCCUCACUGGACUCUUCUCCCCUAACCUGCCCACUCGCUCCUUCUUUUCGGUGGGACCUAGGCAGGAUUGGGGCCCCUCCAAGCAGGAUUUCAUCAUCACCCUAGAUAUAACAAAGUGAGGGGAUGGAAGGCAGCUGUCUGGAAAAGGCCCCAGUGAACGUGGGGUUCCCCCCACCCCACCCGGCUCGUCACUUCCUCGUUUUUGUACUGUAAAUGGUGGGGGUGUGAGAUCUUUUAAUGAGUGGGUGACGUGCUCCUUGACACUCCCAGCGCAGAGCAGCCUCCCCAGGAUCUCAGAGUUCUCCUCUCUCCUUUUGGGAGGGGCCAAAGCCAGAGUUCCCCUCUGUUCCCCCCCCCCCCGCGUCUGACACUGCCAGUGCCCAAAGUCCCCCUCUGCCUCUUGCUUGGAGGGCACAGGGCCUGGGUUUCCCUUCUGGCCUCACCUGGCAAGGGCUGGGCCCGUUCCUACACUAGCGGUGGGCAGUGCCCCUUCUGCCCCAUGCUGGCAGGGAUGGCACUGGGUGCAGCGCCCCCUCUGCCCUGCACGGGCGGGGGCAAGACCCCCUCUGUCUGUCCCAGGACAGGGCUUCUGUUGCGUGGUCCGGAAGGUCUGCGACCUCCAGUGAAUCAGGCCCGUUGGCUUCCCCGCCAGCCCAGCUAGGACUGGACUCUGGCAUGGUGCCAGUGGCCCCUCCACUGGUGGACCAGCAGAGAGAGGGGGCCGGGGCGGGCAGGGGGGGAUGCUCCCUUUCCACCUGGCUGGGGCCGAUCUGUCCUGGCUCCCCGAUGGCCUGUCCGGCUACCGCUCCGCAGAGAGACCAGCACUUUACCCGUCACCCUGGGAAGACCUGCCAGGUUCAUGCCAGCGAGUGGCGUUGGACUGACACUGCAGCAGGGUUACGGCUGCGCUCCCCAAAACCACCCAUCCUCCUUCCCUACGGCAUUUCCUGGUACUCCACCCGCCCGCCUCCCGGCCCUCCGCUGGGCUGUUCUCCCCACGGCCCGUUUCGUGCACUCCCGAGUGCAGGGCAGGCACUGGUCCCUGGCGGGGCGGGGGGCCCAGCUCACUCUCUCGGCUGGGGCAGACGGGGCAUACACUGCCGGGCAAGGCCAAGCACCCCCAACGAGGCCCCUCUGAACCGGCUGACGAAACGGUUCCCGGCUGCCUCCAUCGCCCCUGUGCCCUGAUGCAGUCGGCCACACGCCGCCCGAUUCCGGCAGGAGCCCUUCGCGCUGGUGGAGAUGACUGCAAGGGGGACGGAGGAUUGGCACAAACGUCGCCUUAGGGAUUGUGGAGCCCCCCAGACUCGGGGUGGGGACGUGGGGGGGAAGCGGGGGCGUAUGUCUCUGGAACAAUAGGAAGCACAAUUUUUCUGUCGUUUUAAACCCGUUCGGGGGCUGAUUUUCUACCAACCGCGAAGCAGGAAGGGGCCCCGGGCAUGUGGCUUGCUCUGGUUUGGCGCGGAUUCUGCCAGGGUUUCCAGGAUGGGAUCUUGGCCUGUUUGUAUUUGUAUUUUACUGGGGGGGGCGGGAGGAGGUGGCCUUUCUUUUUCUUUCCUUUCCUGUCGCAAAUUGCACAAUCCCUCCGGCAGGGAGGCAUCUCUUGGGCCAGGGGUCGGGAGCGUCUCCAGCUGUGGCAGGCAGCGGGUGGGGUAUUGCCCCUGCUGGUCCCCUCCCAGGGCCCACUUCUGCCCACCCGCGGCCAGGCAGGGAAGGGGCUCUCCGGGAAGUCUGGCUCCUGCCCCACCCCCCGCCCCAAAGCACAGAUUGGAGCCUAGCUGCUGGCACCGAUCCCAGAGGCGGUGCGGCACUUGCGGGCCUGGGGAGCGGGCCAUAACACGGGCAUGCGUCGGCGUGUCUGUAUGCGUGCCUGGCGCUGCCCCCCCUGUGGUCACGCAGCCAGCCUCUCGGGCCCUCAGCUGCGGCUUGCCGGGGCGCCUCCAGCGCUCAUCUUCCCCAAGGUUUUGGCAGGAGGCUCAGAGCUGGGGGUGUGGGACCAGCUCUCGUCUACACUCGCUUCUGGUGGCGGCUAAGCCGGUGGAGCGGCUCCCCGGGCGGUGGGGACCGGUGAAGAUUGCGGGGCAUGGGGCUGGUUCAGACGGUCGCCCCAAUGCUCGGCUGCUUCUCCCAGCCUCUCUGGGGGUGCAAAGUCCAUGGGGAGGGUGGAGGGGAUUCACUUGCUCUCCAGGUACCCUGCACCCCACUCAGACCACAGAGCUGACAGGGAUGGCUUCCCCUGCUGCAUUUCGGCACGUCCAGCCACAAGCACAAAAGCCACUGAAACGAGGUCCCCAGCCCCACUGGGGCCGCAGGGUCUGGGCUAGGGGUGGGCUGGGUUCUUGUCCUCUCUGGGCCUGUUAGCUGGAGCUUUGGGUCCAGGGUCAGAUCCUGCUGCUGGGGGCGGCCUUGCUGGUCCCCAGUGAAGAGGCUCUGCCUGGGGGGCUGGACCCUCUGCCCACCCCAGUGAAGGGGAAGGACUGGCGGCGUGGGACCAGGGCAAGGAAAGACACCUGAAGGAGGGGGUGACCGCCUUGGUCUGGAUGGGAAGUGGACGCAGGCAGCAAAAUGUGCUCGCGGGGCUGGAGGAGGUAAUGUGGGAGCAGCUGCCCCCCUCCCUAGAGCUGGCCUGCAGCCCGCCCCCCUACACACACACACUUGGCCUUCUCCACCAGGGAUGGCAAAGCACUGCUCUCGCCUGGCACCGUCUUGGGGCUGGAGCGCCAGGCGUAUGGGAGCUGCUGGGCACUUUGUGCAAAUCCAGCCACUUCCUUUAGGUGCCUGAAUGGGAGCUGAGCUCUUGUGACAAUCAGGCCAACGGGGCCUGCAGCCCCGUGGGUGCGGCUUGUACCACGCUCGGGUUGCAGCCCCGUGGGUGUGGCGUGUACCAUGCCCGGGCUGCAGCCCCGUGGGUGUGGCGUGUACCAUGCCCGGGCUGCAGCACCGUGGGUGUGGCAUGUACCAUGCCCGGGCUGCCAGCCCGGUUAGCCUGCACCUGGACAGAUCCUGCCCACACGCUGCCCAGGCCGGCUUAAAAAGGCAGCCAAAGCUCUGGGAAGACGGAAACUGCUCAGCAGGGCUUCUGCCCCUGCCCGCUGCAGAUCCUGGGCCCCGCCAGCCAGGCCCCUGCUUUCCCAAGGGAGGCUGGGGGGCUGGAUCCCCACCCUGGGGACUUUGACAAGGGAGCAGAAGCAGGCCUGGGGGAAGAGGGGAGGGGGCCAUGGCGACGUGCAGGGUGGCAAGACAGCUGUGAUGGGCUCCGCGGAGAGGGGCGGGCGUCUCUUACUGCCCCCAGGGGAAGCCGAGCCGCCCGCUACCCACCACUGUAAAUAAGGUGUGCGAGGCAUGCAGCCCUCAAGGAGACACCCCACUGCCAAGCGAGUGGUCAGUACAAUGCAAGUUCUCUUGUGACCUGUGCCCCCCUGUGACCUUUCUCCUUUGAACCCGCGCAGCCCAUGCAUGCUACAGCAGUAAACUCUUCUCUGUAUAACUCUGGAGUUCCCCCUGCCAAUAAAGUUCUGUUUACAAGACUGGA
Molecule: messenger RNA, 7084 nt
Organism: Dermochelys coriacea (leatherback sea turtle)
Lineage: Eukaryota; Metazoa; Chordata; Testudines; Dermochelyidae
Gene: SEMA6B
Product: semaphorin 6B
Exons: 17
Coding region: 597-3338 (913 amino acids)
Biological process (GO): semaphorin-plexin signaling pathway; positive regulation of cell migration; negative chemotaxis
Molecular function (GO): chemorepellent activity; semaphorin receptor binding
Source: RefSeq, a predicted model, not a curated record